UUAACACGAGUAUAUGUGUGGAUAUGACUCAACCUUUGAUUAUUGUGUGGACAUUAUGUAGUAGGGAGGGGCUGAGUGGGAGCACAAGUACACCAAGGGAGAGAUAAGGAAGUCUGAGCAGGUUGUCGGAUGGAUAAUACAGCACCACGAUGUUUCAGAUGUUAUUCUCUCCUGGCUGUGAUCAGUCUUUUCGCUCCUCCACAAUUAUGGCUCUCUUGUCUUUCUCAAGAGGAUUUAUGAUACUGAGCAGAACCAUUGCUUUGACUGGGAGCAGCACCUUUCUUCAUGGGUGUUUCUGAAACAAGAGUCCUUCAAUAUGCUGAACCAUCCUUCUCCUCCCACACGAAAGUGCCUCUUACUCUCCCUUCUGUUGCUGGUGUGUGCCUGCAACAAGGCCACCUGUUUUCUCGGGGAGGGCAAGAAGAUUUGGAAGCAGGCCAACACGGACCACUUCAACCAGUCUUUCUUUCAUGACACCUUCCCUUCAGGAUUCCUUUGGGGUUCGGGGACGUCUGCCUUCCAGACAGAGGGAGCCUGGGAUAAGGAGGGGAAAGGCCCAUCCAUCUGGGAUCAUUACAUCCACACCACUGUCAGAAAUAAUUUAUCAACAGAGACGGCCGAUGUGGCUAGUGACAGCUAUGCUCGCUGGGAAGAAGAUGUAGAGGCGCUGAAGUAUUUAGGUGUAACAUCAUACUCCUUCUCCCUCUCCUGGCCCAGACUCUUUCCUGAUGGGAAUGCCACAGGUCUGCCCAACCCAGCUGCUGUGGAGCACUACAACCGUCUCAUAGAGAGGCUCCUGGAAAAGAAAAUUGAGCCCAUCAUCACCCUUUACCACUGGGACCUGCCACAACUCCUGCAGGAGCUCUAUGGGGGCUGGAAAAAUGACACCCUGGUGGGACUGUUUGAGCAGUAUGCUGCCUUUUGUUUCCAUGCAUUUGGGAGCCGCGUCAGGUACUGGCUCACAAUGCAUAACCCAUACCUGGUGGCUGUGCAGGGGUAUGGAACAGGCUUGCACGCUCCCGGAGAAACAGGCGGACCUGCUGGCUCUCUCACUGUGGCCCACAAUCUAAUCAGGGCACACGCAAAAGCCUGGCACACCUACAACACCCACUUCCGUCCAGCUCAGAAGGGUAAAGUAUCCAUCGUUUUGGGAUCCCACUGGGUAGAGCCUCAAAGAGGCGCAGCCACAGCUGCUAACGUUGAGCUCUGCCAGCAAUCAAUAGAGGCUGUACUUGGCUGGUUUGCCAACCCCAUCUUCGGUGAUGGGGACUACCCACUCUCUUUAAAAAUCAAGUAUGGGGCUCUCUUGCCCAGAUUCUCCCCUGAGGAGAAGCUCUGGGUGCAGAGAACAGCGGACUUCUUUGCUCUGUCCUUUGGGCCGAAUAACCUCCGUCUGGGCCGGAGCGUGGUCCAGUACGGGCAGACUGUGACCCCGGACCUGAGGCGCAUUCUGGGCUGGAUAAAGCUGGAGUAUGGGGACCCGUCAGUGCUGGUGACUGAGGGGGGCUGGUUUACUGAAGCCAGUGUGGGAAAGGAGGACACAGUGGUCAUUUACCUUACCAAGAGGUUUAUCAACCAGGUCCUACAGGCCAUCAAGCUUGAUGCUGUGCAAGUGAUUGGAUACUCCGCUUGGUCACUGGUGGAUGGAUUUGAGUGGAAUUAUGGCUUUAGUGUUAGGCGAGGUCUUUUCUACAUCGACUUCAGUCAAUCAAACAGACCAAGGACCCCCAAGACCUCCGCUCAGUACUACAGGCGUGUCAUCUCUGCAAAUGGUUUCCCAAGUGAUGAAACCGCCAACGAUAUCAAAGGUCGUUUCCCCUGCGAAUUUCACUGGGGUAUUGCUGACUCCACUUUACAGGUCCACUCCUACCCUUUCUCACCACAAUUCACUGACCCCCAAGUGUACAGCUGGAACGUGACAGGGGAUGGAUCGCUGCGUCCAGUCCCGGGGAUGAAGAUGCACAACAGGCGGGCCCAGUGCACUGACUACUUGGCUAUUUGGGGUCAUCUCCGUCUGUUUGCAUCCACCGGGGCAUCUCACUACCGCUUUGCCCUAAACUGGUCUCUGCUGUUACCCCAGGGAGACCUCUCCAAUGUGAACACUGAGGCUUUGAGGUACUACCGAUGUGUCUUGACCGAGCUCAAGAAGCUGAACCUGAAGCCUGUCGUGAUUCUCUACUACCCCACACACAGAGCUCCAAACCUGGGCAUUCCUGGGCCGCUACAUGCAUCUGGUGGUUGGUUAAACUACAGCACAGUGGACGCCUUUCAAAAAUAUGCAGGACUGUGCUACCAGCAGCUUGGUUCCUGGGUUACUUACUGGAUCACCAUUAAUGAGCCAAACAGACUGGUAGAUUUUUAUUUCAGUGGGAAAGAGAAGCAUCAGGCAGCUCAUAACCUUCUUCUGGCUCACGCAAAAGCUUGGCGGCUGUAUGAGAGGGAACACUUUAGUCAACAGAGAGCUCUGGUAUCACUCGCAUUGCAUGCCGACUGGGCCAAACCUGCUAACCCCUUCCUGGACUCACACACAGCUGCAGCUCAGAGAUUCCUUUUGUUUGAACUUGGUCGCUUCUUAGACCCGUUACUUGGGACUAGCUAUGAGGAGAAACAUAGCAAUGUAGACUACCCACAAGAAAUGAAGGCAUACCUGAAGGAGAGAGCUCGAGUAAUGGGCCACCCCGGAUCCCCUCUUUCAAGUUUUACUAAGGCUGAGAGGGAGGAGCUGAGAGGAUCAUUGAGUUUCAUCGCACUGAACCAUUUUACCACUCGUUUGGUUUCUCCAUAUCCCCGAACACAAAGCAAUUCUCAGCAGAAAGAAGCCCCUGAUCAUGGCUGUCUCAUCCUAACUGAUCCCACCUGGUCGUCCUCAAGUCUGGGGCAGGCUGUUGUACCCUGGGGUCUGCGGAAGCUCCUGAACUGGGUGAGCCAGAGAUAUGGAGGUGCUCUGCCAAUCAUUGUCACAGCAAGUGGGGUCGAUGACCAGGCUCCUGUGGAGGACAAACUUAGGCAACACUUUCUCAGGAGUUAUCUGCAAGAGGCCUUAAAAGCUCGCCAAUUAGACAAAGUCAAUCUGCAGGGCUUCUACGUUUGGAAACUGCAAGAUGGACAUGCCCCACAGUUUGGCCUCUUUACCUCCACCGACCACAAAUCCAAGGCCAAAGCCUCCAUCGCUGUGUACAACAAAAUCAUCACUCUUGGCGGUUUCCCUGAGGAUGAAACCAUGCAGACCUGCAGGUUAAGCGAGCUUUAUGAACCUUGCUCAGUAUGUGCAUGGAUGUUCAAGAACAAAGCAAUAUUGGUCUUCGGAGGUUGCAUCCUAAUAACGGCUGUUAUGUUGGCAACACUGGUCAUCUUUGUAAUCCACACAAAGACGAACCAGACAAAAGUCAGGGGGAGAGGGGUGAAAAGGAGGAGAAAAAGGGAAGGAGUCCCUGUAUGCUUGUGUCCACAUCUGAAGUGCUAACUGUAGAAACAAUGUUUCUCUAAUGUGUAGCAGACAAAAUAUGUGCAGCUCAUUGACAGAGAAGAAAAAUGAUACUGUAGCAAUUAUGUUUGUGUUUGGGACAAAUGUGUGAUCAGUUUACCGACAAAUACUGUCAGACACAGGGUUAAUAUGGAGUUUGAUUGGUUAUGAAAAUUGGGAAACACUUUAUUUGUUUUAUAUGUUAAAUGAGUUACAUUUACUCAAUGCUGAAGACUCUCAAUGGCUCACAUGUUUCAUAGUUUUCUUCAAAGGGGAAGAACAUGCAUUUCUGAACAAGUAUUCUUUUGGAGUCAGUGAUGAUUAUAUUGUGUAGAUCAAACUAGAAUGGACUCAAAUAAAUUAUUUUAAAUGAA
This is a messenger RNA of Eleginops maclovinus (Patagonian blennie), 3837 nucleotides long. RefSeq names its product klotho beta (gene klb). Gene Ontology annotation, biological process: carbohydrate metabolic process. Lineage: Eukaryota; Metazoa; Chordata; Actinopteri; Perciformes; Eleginopidae. The transcript is spliced from 6 exons. The coding region runs from base 317 to 3463 and encodes 1048 amino acids. The record is from RefSeq and is a predicted model, not a curated record. Gene Ontology annotation, molecular function: hydrolase activity, hydrolyzing O-glycosyl compounds.